AUGGUUGUGGCCCUGGCUGUGGUCCUGGCAUGCCUGGUGAGUUGCAGCAGCGCCAUGCCUGAGCCUGACCCCGUGGCUGACCCUGAUCCUGCAGCUGACCCUGGAUAUCGACGCUACGGAGGAUAUGGAUAUGGUGGAUACGGUGGUUAUGGGGGUCGUGGAUAUGGAUACGGAGAAAUUCUUUCGAUGGUUGUGGCCCUGGCGGUGGCUCUGUCAUGCCUGGUGAGCUGGAGCAGCGCCAUGCCUGAGCCUGACCCCGUGGCUGACCCUGACCCUGUAGCUGACCCUGGAUAUCGUCGCUACGGAGGAUAUGGAUAUGGUGGAUACGGUGGUUAUGGGGGUCGUGGAUAUGGAUACGGAGGUUAUGGAUAUGGAGGAUAUCGUGGUGGAUUUUAUGGAUAG
Messenger RNA from Penaeus indicus, 402 nucleotides. RefSeq names its product shematrin-like protein 2. The coding region runs from base 1 to 402 and encodes 133 amino acids. NCBI's taxonomy places the organism in Eukaryota, Metazoa, Arthropoda, Malacostraca, Decapoda, Penaeidae. The record is from RefSeq and is a predicted model, not a curated record. The transcript has 3 exons.